ACGCCUGUGUGCAUUUACGGUGGGGGCGUGGCCCAGCCGGGGCAUAGCCAGACUGCGCGGCCGGACGCCGGCGCCAUGGAGGAGUACGCUCGGGAGCCUUGCCCAUGGCGAAUUGUGGAUGAUUGCGGUGGCGCCUUCACUAUGGGUGUUAUCGGCGGUGGAGUCUUCCAGGCCAUUAAGGGCUUCCGCAAUGCCCCUGUCGGAAUUCGGCACCGAAUGAGAGGCAGUGUCAACGCUGUGAGGAUCCGAGCCCCUCAGAUUGGAGGUAGCUUCGCAGUGUGGGGGGGCCUGUUCUCCACCAUCGACUGUGGUCUGGUGCGGCUGCGGGGCAAGGAAGAUCCCUGGAACUCCAUCACCAGUGGAGCAUUGACCGGGGCUGUGCUGGCUGCCCGCAGUGGCCCAUUGGCCAUGGUGGGCUCGGCAAUGAUGGGAGGCAUUCUGUUGGCCCUCAUCGAGGGUGUUGGCAUCCUCCUCACUCGUUACACUGCCCAGCAGUUCCGCAAUGCACCCCCAUUCCUGGAGGACCCCAGCCAGCUGCCCCCUAAGGAGGGUACCCCGGCCCCAGGCUACCCCAGCUAUCAGCAGUACCACUGAGGAAGUGACCACCUGUCAUCGCCACCAUGGGAGCUCCUCCUCGGUUCCCUCCGCGAUGAUCUACCUCGAAGGGAGGGCUGGCUCCCAGUUGGCCCUGGGACCCUCCAGAGAGGGCCUCUACUCUGUUCCCUUAUCCCAGGUUGGGGGUGGGGCACCCCAGCUGCCCUGAUGGAUGGGUCCCUUCUCUCUCAGGCACCCCAGCCCCCACUCAUAUGUAACAAGCUCUCACCCCAGUCCCUUUGCAUGGUGCCCUGAUCAGUAUUUAAAGCCAGUUUUGAAAUGCC
Molecule: messenger RNA, 878 nt
Organism: Kogia breviceps (pygmy sperm whale)
Lineage: Eukaryota; Metazoa; Chordata; Mammalia; Artiodactyla; Physeteridae
Gene: TIMM17B
Product: translocase of inner mitochondrial membrane 17B
Biological process (GO): protein import into mitochondrial matrix
Cellular component (GO): mitochondrial inner membrane; TIM23 mitochondrial import inner membrane translocase complex
Molecular function (GO): transmembrane protein transporter activity
Source: RefSeq, a predicted model, not a curated record